This is a messenger RNA of Scylla paramamosain (green mud crab), 2631 nucleotides long. RefSeq names its product EH domain-binding protein 1-like (gene Ehbp1). Gene Ontology annotation, molecular function: protein binding. NCBI's taxonomy places the organism in Eukaryota, Metazoa, Arthropoda, Malacostraca, Decapoda, Portunidae. Gene Ontology annotation, cellular component: microtubule organizing center; filamentous actin. The record is from RefSeq and is a predicted model, not a curated record. Gene Ontology annotation, biological process: actin cytoskeleton organization.
AGUGUGGCCUGGCUGAGACGCACUCGGAGGGAGGUCGUGGACGCCCCGCAGUGGGAGCCAAGCAUGAGGGAGCCCCUGUGUGGCCUGUGCGUGUGGCCGGUGCCUGCCAACACCACCAUCACCGUCACCCUCUUUAGGGAUGCUCGGACCAAUGAGUUUGAGGACAAGGAGUGGACGUUUGUGCUGGAAGAUGUGUCAGCAGCUGGGAAAGAGAAGACAGGUGGCAACAGCAGAGGUUAACAUGAAGCUGUACGCUGGCUGGAACUCACAACAUGACAUUAAGGUGAAACUCCGACCUCUUAGCAAGAAGGUCGUGGCUGCCUCACUUGACCUGACCCUCUCCUGCCUGUUCCUGAGGGAGGGGAAGGCCACGGACGAGGACAUGCAGAGUAUGGUGUCCCUGAUGUCAAUGAACACCCCGAACGACAUCGCUCAACUGGACGACUUUGACGACGAUGAGGAAAAUGAAGGGCACAGUCAGAGUGAGCCAAGCAGCAGAAUAUCCACGCUGAAGAGAAAGGGAGGACGAUCAGCCAUCACCUCUCCUGGCUCCCCAGGGGACAGCUCCCGGCUGGAGGAGUUCUCGGCACUGACGGCUCAGAUCAGCUCCCUUGCCGCCUCCUUCACCCGCGACGACCACCACCACCACCACCCUGCCCCCUCCCUCCACCCUGCCCCCCUCCACCUGCCCCCAGACCCAAACUCUCCUCUCGUCCCCUUCAAUGAGGAAGAGGAAGACGCAGCGACUCUAGAAGGAGGAGAAGAGUCUGCCCAGGCCCUCUCUACUAGUCCUCCUCCUCCUCUUCCUCCUCCCUCCUCCUCCUCCCCCUCCUCCUCCUCUUCCGCCCCCCGCCUGCUGCCCAGCCCCCCAGCCCCUCAGGACUCCUCCACCCCCACCACCGGGACCACAGAGGGUGUCUCCGUCCAGCUGGGAGUGACUGAGUCGGGAGAACGGAGGAGGACCCUAGAGGAUCGCCGAGCCCUGCAGCCCCUCCACCUCACCCCCUCCAGUGUAAAUGCAGGAAGAGGAAGAGGAGGAGAGAGUGGAGCUACAAAUGACCAAGGAGGAGGAGGAGGAGGAGGAGGAGGAGGAGGAUGCACGCCAGGCCAAGAUUUACUCUCAUGGUGUCAAACGGUGACCCAGGGUUACAAAGGGGUCAAGGUCACCAACAUGACGACCUCGUGGAGAAAUGGCCUUGCUUUUUGUGCUGUUGUUCAUCAUUUUAGGCCAGAUUUAAUAGAAUUCGACUCGCUGUCUCCGCAAGAUGUCAAGGGGAACUGCAAGAAGGCAUUUGAGGCAGGGGAGAGGCUUGGGGUCACACGGCUAAUUGAACCGCAAGACAUGGUGAUUCUAACUGUUCCUGACAAGCUACAUGUUAUGACCUAUCUGUACCAACUCAGAGCCCACUUCACUGGCCACGAGCUGGAGGUGGCUCAGAUUGGUGAUACAACUGCCGAGUCGUCGUACACAGUGGGCCGCCUUGACACAGCAGGGGAAGACGACAUCCUGAGCCUGUGCCACACCCAGGAUGACUCAUGGGAGGGGUCACACCAGCACCACCAACGCCGCUACCACCACCGCCACAACCACAGCCACCACCAGGGCGCGGCCAAAAUUCGGAAAGUCUCGGAGUCGUCCAGUCAGGGGUCGCUGAAAUCAGCCACAAACAAGCGCCUGAGUGGUGAAUAUGCCUCAUCAGGAGGAGGAGGAGGAAGUGGAGGAGAGACCGGAGGAGGAGGAGGAGGAGGAGGAGGAAGCAGCAGCGUUUCCUCCACCCCAUCCACACGCGACCGAAUUUUAGCUUCUUCCAAAUCCUUUACUUCGGAAAUUUUCAAGAUUGGCACCAAGGUUUUGUCUCCAACCAGGGACAAGGGAAAGAGUGACCUGCGCCAUUCCAGUGCCUCCCUCAGCAGCAGCGGCAGCAGCGAUAGGCCCGCCCUGAUGACCCACAGGCAGCUGGUCGACCCCUUUGCCUCCGAUGAAGAAGAGGAGAAGAAGGAGGAGGAAGAGGAAGAGGUGGAGGAGGAGGAGGAGGAGGGAGAGGAGAGGGAAGAAGAAAGAGGAAAUAUUUUAUCUUCCUCUUCCUCUGGUGCUCCUCCUCUUCCUCCUCCUCCUUCUUCCUCUUCCUCUUCUUCUGUCCCGCUGGAAUUGGCUGAGAGCUCACCCAGCCAGAGAGAGGGGAAGGCUGCCCCCCUCACCACCCCCACUACCACCACCAUCGUGCCUCGCCCCCCACCCCGAGACCCCCUCCUCUCCAGGAAAAGUGGAGACCACCACCACCACCGCCGCCCCUGCCCCCGCCCCCACCCCCACCCCCUGUUGUGGUGGAAGGGGGUGCCGGGACUACUGGACCUCUCCCCCACACAGCAAGAGGAGGGGGGUGCAAGAGAGACACAGUCCAGGCAAGCCCACCCCAGCCACUCCUCAGGGCCACAGGAGCACCCCCAGGCCCCCCCAGGCCACACAGGACCCUGGGGCGCCCUCAAGAAAGACCUCGAUGUCCCUUAACAUUGAGAUAAAACGAAAAAUUGAUCAGAAAAACAGGGAUGUCAGUUUACUUAAGCCACCCAUGGACGAACAGAAAACGGAGGAUAGGGCGGAGUCGGCAAAGAAAACGAGGGUUAACUACA